AACUCUGCCCCACAAUUGAAAAUGCCCCCAAAUUCUUCGCGUCACUUUGCGCCCCCUCCCCCACUUUACUCUCUCUCUCUCUCUCUCUAAAUGAUGUGAAAGCUUAGGAAAGAACUCGCAGACCUCGCACUGAAACAACAAAUGGAGGCAAUACUGUGUUUAGAUCGCGUCCUCUCUCUCUCUCUCUCUCUCUGUGUAAAUGAUGUGAAAGCUUAGAGAAGAACUCGCAGACCUCGCACUGAUACAACAAAUGGAGGCAAUACUGUGUUUAGAUCGCGUCCUCUGAUUCCAUUUUCACCUCUAGAUUCUUUGUUGGUCCAAUUGCUGGAAAAUGGUGUCCUCCUUUGACUGCUGCAUUGAGACUCAAUGGCCUGCUGAUGAGCUCCUAGUGAAAUAUCAAUAUAUAUCAGAUUUCUUUAUUGCAUUUGCAUACUUUUCAAUUCCCUUGGAGCUCAUUUAUUUUGUUCAGAAAUCAGCAAUCUUCCCAUAUAGAUGGGUGCUAAUGCAGUUUGGUGCUUUUAUUGUUCUUUGUGGAGCAACCCACUUCAUAAAUUUGUGGACAUUCACUAUGCACUCUAAAACUGUUGCUGUGGUGAUGACCAUAGCGAAAAUUGCUACUGCUGUUGUAUCAUGUGCAACAGCUCUGAUGCUUGUGCAUAUUAUUCCUGAUUUGCUAACUGUCAAAACACGGGAACUAUUUCUGAAGAAUAAGGCUGAAGAGCUUGACAGAGAGAUGGGCCUUAUUAUUACUCAAGAACAAACUGGAAGGCAUGUCCGAAUGCUUACUCAUGAAAUUAGAAGCACCCUCGACAGACACACUAUACUGAAAACUACUCUUGUCGAGUUGGGUAGGACUUUGAACCUGGAGGAAUGCGCUUUGUGGAUGCCAUUACGAAGAGGCAUGAAUCUCCAACUUUCUCACACUCUAAACAAUCUAAUACCCAUUGGAUCUACUGUGCCAAUCAAUCUUCCCAUAGUCAACGAAGUCUUCAAUAGUGCUGAAGCAAUACGAAUUCCACAUACGUGUCCAUUGGCAAGGAUUAGACCAGUAGGAAGAUAUGUGCCACCGGAAGUUGUUGCCGUUCGGGUUCCUCUUUUGCAUCUUUCAAAUUUCCAAAUUAAUGAUUGGCCUGAGCUCUCUACAAAAAGCUAUGCUGUGAUGGUUUUGAUUCUCCCUUUGGAUGGUAUAAGAAAAUGGCGCGACCAUGAAUUGGAACUUGUGGAAGUUGUUGCUGACCAGGUAGCUGUUGCUCUUUCUCAUGCUGCAAUUCUAGAAGAGUCUGUGCGAGCCCACGAUCUGCUCAUGGAGCAGAAUGUUGCUCUAAAUUUAGCUCGCCAAGAGGCAGAGAUGGCUAUUCGUGCUCGCAAUGAUUUCCUGGCUGUCAUGAACCAUGAAAUGAGGACACCUAUGCAUGCGAUUAUUUCAUUGUCUUCACUUCUUUUAGAAAGUGAACUCACUCCAGAACAAAGGGUUAUGAUAGAGACCAUCCUCAAGAGUAGCAACCUACUAGCCACACUUAUUAAUGAUGUAUUAGAUCUUUCUAGACUUGAAGAUGGUAGCCUAGAAUUAGAUGCUGGGGUGUUUAAUCUUCAUGAGGUUUUCAUUCAGGUUGUCAAUUUGAUAAAGCCUAUCACAUCUGUAAAGAAGUUAUCCAUGACACUAAUUUUGGCACCAGAUUUACCUGCCUAUGCUAUUGGUGAUGAGAAACGACUUAUACAAACAAUCUUAAAUAUUGUUGGCAAUGCUGUGAAGUUCACAAAGGAGGGCUAUGUUUCGGUUGUGGCUUCUAUCGCAAAACUGGAGUCGUUGAGAGAUUGGCGACCUCCUGAGUUUUAUCAUCUGUCAAGUGACGGCCAUUUCUUCUUAAAAGUUCAGGUUAAGGAUUCUGGCUGCGGUAUUAUCCCACAAGAAAUCCCACUCAUUUUUACCAAAUUUGCUCAGUAUCGAAGCGGAUCAAGUCGAAAUAAUGGUGGUGCUGGUCUUGGACUUGCCAUUUGCAGACGGUUUGUAAAUCUUAUGGGAGGUCAGAUUUGGAUUGAUAGUGAGGGCUUGGAGAAGGGUACCACGGUUACAUUCAUUGCUAAUCUUGGAAUCUGCAGUAGCCCAAAUGAAUCAAUGCCGCUGCUGAUCACAACUGCAGGUAGAUCAAAUCAAGGGAGUGCUGAACACAUUGGACAUAAAAUUUUUGCCAAAGAUCUCCCGCGUUAUCAAAGAAGUCUGUAGAUGAAAACAGAAGCAGAUUUUCAAUCAUUGGUUUCAAGGCAGAUCGAAAGGCAACACUGAGAUUGUGCAAGUAAUGAUGUUGUUCAAUGAAGUGUUUUGUGUUUUUUAUUUUUUGGAGGCUUUAAUGGAGGGAGGGUGUUGCAGAAAGCUCAGCACAGCCUAAACAAACUGGCUGCAUCAUCGAAGGCAAUAUUCCUUCUUACCCAACUUUUAAGGAAGAAUCCAAAUGCAAAUAUGUAGCUGAAUCAUUUUCAUGAUGGUAUGUAUAUCCACUAUUGUAUGAUCUGCAAACACAUCAGCACAAGGACUUGGCCUUCCCAAGGCUGUUCUUGAUUACCACAAGUGCUCCCACUCUCAAAGCUAAUCCCUAGUUGAUUGGAUUCAAUUUUGUUCACACACCUGACGAAAGGUAUAAACAACAAAGCAAUGGAGUCUACCAUAAUGGUGGGGUCUGUAUACUUUUUAAAUAAGAGAUUGAUUGUUUUGGAUUAAUUACCAUCUGUAAUUUAUGUCAGGUAUAUGAACAAAAUAAUUUUCUAAUCGACUUGUUGCAAUGGACUUUGAUGGGCUCCAUUCAACUUUUACUCUCUA
This is a messenger RNA of Camellia sinensis, 2815 nucleotides long. The record is from RefSeq and is a predicted model, not a curated record. Lineage: Eukaryota; Viridiplantae; Streptophyta; Magnoliopsida; Ericales; Theaceae.